This is a messenger RNA of Monoraphidium neglectum, 1290 nucleotides long. Its product is annotated as nucleoside transporter, putative. Gene Ontology annotation, cellular component: plasma membrane. Gene Ontology annotation, biological process: nucleoside transmembrane transport. Bases 1 to 1290 code for a protein of 429 amino acids. The transcript has 8 exons. Lineage: Eukaryota; Viridiplantae; Chlorophyta; Chlorophyceae; Sphaeropleales; Selenastraceae. The record is from RefSeq and is a predicted model, not a curated record. Gene Ontology annotation, molecular function: nucleoside transmembrane transporter activity.
AUGGCUGCCGAUUACUGGGCAGCAGUGUACCCGGGGCGUCACGUGGACCGCACCUUCACGGUGUGCUACCUGCCUACCUGCCUGCUGCUCAUCGGCGUGUUCAUCCGCUUCCCCAAGCUGCUCAGCCACAGGGCGCGCAUCCUCACAGGCUUCGGGGGCUUCUUCACAUUGAUGCUUGCAGUCCCGAUGAUCGACAUCGUGUUCGUGACGGACGCCAGCACCGACGGCCCGCCGGGCGCCUACAGCCUGCUGCUGCUGACGGUGCUGCUCGUGGGCGUGCUGGACGGCGUGUCACAGGGCGCCAUCUUUGGCGACGCCGCGGCCCUGCCCAGCGAGUACACGCACGCUGUGGUGGGCGGGACGGCCUCCUCUGGCGCGCUCAUCAGCCUGCUGCGCAUCGCCACCAAGGCCUCCCUGCCUGCCACGCGAGAGGGGCUGCGGAAGAGCAUCGCACUGUACUUCGGCCUCAGCGCCGCGCUUAGCCUGGCCUGCUUUGGCGUGUAUUCGGCUGUCCUGCCGAGGCUUGGCGUAGUCGCGCACUGGCGGCGGCGGCGCACAUCAGCGGCGGCGGGCGGCGGCAGCGGCCACAGCACCCCCCGGCGAGGCAGCCUGGAUGGGGGCAGCGGAGGGUUCGCACGUCGCGUGAGCUCGCUGAGCGAUGGCGCGCAAGGCGGCAGGGGUGUUGGAGGCGCGCCACCUUUGUCGGAUGAGGAGCCUUUGAUUCACGAAAACCACGAGGCCGGCGCACAUGAAUCAGCGACCGAACAUCAGCAGGGCCACGGCAAGCGCAGCGCCGCUGCGCCGGGAUGGCGCGAGUGCUUGAUGUCUGUCUGGCGGCUUGCCCUGGCCAUUGCGCUGAUUUAUGUGGUGACAAUCGCCAUCUUUCCUGGUGUCUUGGCUGAAGACUCCCACAACGCCACCCUGGGCGACUGGUACCCUCUCAUUCUCAUGACCCUGUUCAACUUCUCAGACCUCGCGGGCAAGAAUGCACCUCUGCCCAAGUUGACACAGCGGGGCCACCGCACACUGCUGGGCUGGUCGACCGCACGGGCCCUGUUCCUGCCGCUUUUCCUGCUCGCCAUGCGCCUUGGCGCGCCGGCGGCGGUGAUUGGGGCGCUCACUGUCACGCUGGGCGUAAGCAACGGGUACCUCACUGCGCUGGUGAUGACGAGCGCGCACGACGCCGCCCCCAAUGUAGCUGCCGCUGACAUGCUGGAAAAUCUGAUGGUGUUCAGCCUCGUGCUGGGGCUGCUGCUGGGCGCGCUGCUAGGGUGGUGCUGGGUACUGUGA